Messenger RNA from Caenorhabditis elegans, 1386 nucleotides. RefSeq names its product Homeobox domain-containing protein (gene ceh-41). The transcript has 4 exons. The record is from RefSeq and is marked reviewed. Gene Ontology annotation, cellular component: nucleus. NCBI's taxonomy places the organism in Eukaryota, Metazoa, Nematoda, Chromadorea, Rhabditida, Rhabditidae. The coding region runs from base 1 to 837 and encodes 278 amino acids. Gene Ontology annotation, molecular function: DNA binding.
AUGUCCCAGCAUUUUGUUUCAGGACCAACCUCUUGCGAUCCUGAAAAAAAAGUUGACUUGCCAUUUGGCUCGCAGAAAACAAUGAGUGGCAUCAUUCUUCGGGCCGACGUCUCACAGGCCCAUAACAUUGCACUGCUUAUAUAUGGCCCGGACUAUCUGCCUCAAAUGGCUCUUAAAGGCGUGGAGGAUCCUCAUGGAAACGUGGCUCCGUCAGUGAUCUCAGAGCCAUCAGCUAUUGCUCCAGAAGUUUCAGCAACUGAUAGUCUUCAAAAAGACACAAAAAGCGAUGAAGCUUGUAUUGGCAACAUGACUACAAAUUCCGUAGAAAAAUCAGAAGAAGAAGGGGAAAAAAGCGAUGCUCAGCCGUCAAACCAAGGAAACCCUUCCAGACAAAAGCAACCUCCAACUGGCAAGAGAAAGCGGGAUGAUCUGCCCGCCCGCGAACACUCGGAAACAUUUUCAAAUGUAGAAGGAUCAUCGGAACGUUCUACGACAAGAUCACAAAGCCGAGUCAGUCUUGACGAGGACCGUCAGAAUUCGGCUCCGGUCCGUCGUUCAGUUGAAGCACACAUUCUUGUGCAGAAUGCGACUCCAACUGUGGUUGGCGGCAACGGCUCUUCGAGUUCACCACCCAAGAAGACAAAGAGCCCAUUCACCGAGCAUGAAAUUGCAGUGAUGAUGGCUCUUUUUGAAAUCAACAAGUCUCCAAAUCAUGAAGAAGUUCAAAAAUUGGCUGUUCAACUGAACCUGGGCUACAGAAGCGUGGCUAAUUUUUUCAUGAACAAACGGGCCAAGGAGCGGAAAAAAUUGCAAGGGCAUGGACCCGGGCCCUCUUAAUUUGUUAUUUCUUUUAUUUUUAAUAUGAUUUCAAUUUAUUCUUCAAUUUAUUGCCAAUUACUGUUUUUUCUGAACUUGUUUUGCCAAUCCUGAUAAUUUUCUUCAUUUCCGAAUUCCCUUUUCCAAAGUACAUUUCUGAAUAAUGCCAUAAUUUUUUUCCUGUUCUCAAUUUUUACCCAAGCAAUUUCUUUGAAGAGGAAUUGAUCUUAUCGAGAUUGGUACCUGACCAUUAUCACCGAUUAGAAAGUAGCUCAAAUUCAUAGAUCAUUUUUUCCAAAGUUUCGUCAUGAAGAUUUCCACAAUUUUUCCUAGGUCAUAGCUCUUUGAAAAGUUUCACUCUUCCUAGCUUUGAACUGUAUGGAACGUAGAAUUGAUUAUUCUUUAUUCAUCUCCGGUGACCUAUGUUUUUCUUAUUCUCUGGUUUUCGUACUUUGUUUCCAUAUUUUUUCGAUACCAGGUUGGGUUUUAGGUGAAUCUUCUCAGUUUUCUCAACUUUGGAUUGUUGCGUUUUUGAGAUUUUUUAAAAUUAAUAAAAAGUUUUGCUGCUCU